Messenger RNA from Plasmopara halstedii, 1422 nucleotides. Its product is annotated as HRDC-like. The record is from RefSeq and is a predicted model, not a curated record. Lineage: Eukaryota; Oomycota; Peronosporomycetes; Peronosporales; Peronosporaceae. Bases 1 to 1422 code for a protein of 473 amino acids. The transcript has a single exon. Gene Ontology annotation, molecular function: nucleic acid binding; nucleotide binding.
AUGCGUGUGAAGAAACUAAACGUGAAUCGGCGUAACAAACCAGGGGAAGACGAGCGGGACCUGACGGCUGCAGACGGUGAGCAUUGCAAGUGGGUAAGUCCAUCUAAACCUCAGCGUGGAGCAGCUGCCAGUGGCGGCAAGAGCAGCGGUUCGAGUAGUCCUACGGACGUCGAGCAGCAGCAACAGCUCUCGAGUGGUCAACUGGCAUCGCAGUUUCACACUUGCAACAGCCGUUCAUUUUACGCAGUGGGUGGCGUCGCACUGAAGAUCCACGCAGGGGCGCCAGAUACUGUGGAGAUGACAGUGGCAAAUCCGUUACGAAAGGAGCUGGCUGACCGAAUUGCCGAGAUUUUGCGAGUAAUGAAGCCUCACGCACCUGAUACGGUGCUAUCUGCGCUGCCUAGACUGGCGCUGCAUAUUGAGAAGGCACUGUUUAAAGAAGCUAAUAAUGAGAAGGAGUACUUUGAUCUGUCAACGCUGCAUAGUCGCAUCAUCCGCAUUCAGGAAAACAACCUCAAGAAGCUACUAGAUCAACAGCAGCGGUCACAACCUCUUACAACCGAGCAGAGUGGUGGUUCAGCCAGAGCCCCUACUCGACUACUGACCGAGGAGCAAGCUCGCGUUAUCUUUCGGCACCUGCAAAUGUGGCGCCGAAAGCUUGUUGACAUGUAUGGCGUGGCGCCCUGGGAUAUUUUACCAAAUUCUACGCUGGCUAAAGUGGCAUUUUACAUGCCAGCUACUGAGGAGGAGCUCUCGACGUGCGGUGUAGGAAAUGAGCAAGCCGCGCGCUUCGGGUCAUCAUUGGUGCGGGUGCUAAAUCAUUGUCAAAUUACAGUCUUGAAAAAACAGCUGAACCCAUCCAUCGAUGCCAAGCAUGUCCAGAAAAUAGGUUUGGAGAAGCGCGGGUCUUCGAAACCGUCGGCUGUCGGUGCCAGUAAAAGGCGUAAAAAAGGUGAAGCUGUACAUUCGGCCCUAGAUUCAAGAUUAAAUGAAACCCCGUUGAUGGCCCCUGCUCCUCUGCUUCCUGCUGUGGACUCACUUCCGACCUUGUUACCGACAGCCUCAAUAAAUCCUAACGGCGCGACCAUAGCUCCCACGGCAUUACAGCAGUCGUCAUUUUCACCUGCAGCAUCAUCACAAUCAUCUUGCUGCCGCGGUCCUCAACAACAACCGUUUUUUGCACGGUUGCAGCCCCAACCGCAACAACCAAAGGAGCAGCAGCCAGAGAACCACAUGCACCUGCUUAUCCAAGGAGCAGGUCAACUUAGUAAGCAGCAGAAUGCCAAGAUCCUAGAGGCUUACGAACAGGAGGUUCAGUCACUGCGGUGGAUGCUACAUCAGUCUCAGCAGGAAAAGUUGCAGCUUGAAAUGGAGGUUCAUCGUUUGCGCACUGAGCUGCAGCGCACAAACUGUAGCAAAUAA